AUUGCGUUCAGCCCGCUCCAAACUGGCCCUCGUUUCGAGGCCAAACUUGCAGCCAUGCAAGCAACACUACGAGCUCCGAAGAUCGCGUGCUCGCCGCUCUCAGACAGACUUUGAGCGAAAUUGCCAUCCAGCACCUUGCUCGGCAUAGCCCAAAGAUCUCACCUCCUCACCUAUAAAGAUUGCCUGCCUCACGCUCCUUGGUAAGCCUGUUCCCCCAGCUCUCACACGGCGCCUCCUCUUCCCUCCCUCCUUUGCACAACCCACCGCCCACCUUCUGAUUGAAGCUUACUCAUAUUCACUAUCAUGUUGAAGCGCAUCAAUCUUUCGGCUGCUUACGUGCUGCUCAGCACUAUCGCGCUCAGCGCUCUCGCCUCGCCCACCGACGCCCUCGGUCCAAGGAGGGAAAAUUUCGGAGGUGGCUGGAACGGUCACGUCAAUGUGAUCAAGGGCAGUGACAGCCCUAUUGAGAGGCGUGUCUCGCCUGCUACCGCACUCCAAAGCAGGGACGGCAUGUAUGGCGGUGGGCAACGCUGGCACGUAAAUGGAGUCAAGACCAAUGACAGUCCCAACCAGAGGCGUGCUACUUAUGGUGGUAGCGAUGGGGACAACAAUAAUCUUGAAACUGAAGGACGUCCCCACAGACGUUCAGACGCUGCCGUUGAGAACGUGCAAAACGGUUCGCUGCCUCGUUUCAACAAGAGAACGGACGAAGUUCCGCAGAAGGCUGGUCAAGGAGAAGACCCGGAUUCCACCGAAGACGAUGAUCUCGAUCUCUCUCAAAACCUGGCGUACAACCAAACUCAUGUUGUGCGCAAGGGGCCGGAGGGCGAGCCUCAAAAUCAGAGAGGCACCCUCGGCUCGAGCAUCAAUGGUUUCCUUCACGGCUUCGGCACUGGUCUCGGCGCUGGCAGCGGUAUCAACUGGCAGCGCGGAGCUGUUGGCGGUGGUUGGAACGCCGGCAUCGAGAAGUCUGGUGUUGGCUUUGGCGGCGGCUACACCCUCACGCCGCACAAUUUCACCUUUGGGCAGGGAAGCCGUUUCGGGCCCAUCAGCAUCAACAUUAGCUGUAAGUGGGCCGAAGAACAUCACAAUUUUUCCCCACUCUCUCGCGAGGUGAAUGAGGCUGACGCUCGGCGCGCAAUGUGCCGGCCUGCUUGCAGUCAACAUCACCGACGCCGGCGACAUUCAGCUGCACUUCGAUACCACUUCUCAUGCUCCUCUCGUCUGCAAGAGCAGAGUUGCCCAACCCAACAACGGUGAUACCAAGCAGCCAGAGGUGGUCACCAAGACGGAAACCGGGAACGAGACUCCCGGCCGUCGCGAUGCCGGGACCGGCGACGAAGCUCCUUUGGCUCUUCCUCUCGCCUCCACUUCUUACGACUGCCUCGUCGCUCAACACAAGUACGACGGUGGACCAGAGAAGCAGCUACAGAAGGACGAGCAGCCUGAAAAGACGAAAACGACGACUCCAAGUGAUGAGCCGCAACCGACCGACGACCACUGAGAUCGAGAGCUCUCGGCCCUGGCUUGCGUGCAUCAAACAGAUGACAUCGAGAUAGUAUCCGACCUUCACGUUCAGGUAGACUUCUCGAUUUGUCUCUGAAAAUUGUCCCAUGUCAUAGUCUGUGAAAGUUUCGUCAGCUCCAUCCGCCGCCGUUGUUCCGAUCACGGGCGACCGUUUGCCUGUACCUUACGCUCUUUUCUCAUCCUUUUGCACAAGCAAUGGACACUGCGCCUCAACAGCGACC
Ceraceosorus guamensis is the source of this 1748-nucleotide messenger RNA. RefSeq lists its product as hypothetical. Lineage: Eukaryota; Fungi; Basidiomycota; Exobasidiomycetes; Ceraceosorales; Ceraceosoraceae. The record is from RefSeq and is a predicted model, not a curated record. The coding region runs from base 304 to 1260 and encodes 318 amino acids. The transcript is spliced from 3 exons.